This is a messenger RNA of Thrips palmi, 931 nucleotides long. RefSeq lists its product as uncharacterized. The coding region runs from base 221 to 931 and encodes 236 amino acids. The record is from RefSeq and is a predicted model, not a curated record. NCBI's taxonomy places the organism in Eukaryota, Metazoa, Arthropoda, Insecta, Thysanoptera, Thripidae. The transcript is spliced from 7 exons.
GAAUCGACGAAGAUUUCUUAGUAGAUGAUACGAAUACUAAUUUUUAGUCGGUUUGACGAUUAUUUGGUCGGUAGAGUCGAAUUUCUCAUACUAUGACGUCACUCCGGAGGCCCUCUAGUGCCCUCUAGCGACCGAUUCCGACUCCUCCACCCAAACACAGCCAGCCCAGCCAGCUGGGUGCUGACAUUUGACAUUCGGGCCGAACCUUUAACCUCUUACGAUGGACAGCGCCGAGUCAGUGGAGGCUAUUCUAUCGGCGUGGGAGCUGGACCAGCUCACUCCUGCAUUUCUUGAGCAAGAAAUAUCGUUGCAUAUGUUGGAAACCAUAGAUGGAGAACUUCUCAAAGAAUUAAUACCGAAGAUUGGACAGCGAAUGAAAUUCUUGGAAAAAAGAAAAGAGUUCUUUCUAAAUAAGAGUCAAAAUGUUGGCGAGCACUCUAUGUCCUUGGAACCGCAGUCUCUGUCUGGCUGCUCAAUUCAGGCCCAGCGUCCUGUGUCAACAGCAACAACAGCAACCACCACUUCUAGUUCUGUUUCUGCAAUGAAGUCUGUUGCGUCAUCUUCUCAAUCAGCUUCAACUUCCUCAUUUGUGAAACAAGUUGCUGCUCGAUUUUGCUUAAACAAAUUUAUCGCAGAUAUUGAUAUUAAUGCAGUUUGUGGAAAACACAUAACAGCUGAUGCAGCCAUUCAGUUUUAUGCUAAAAAUUCUAUUUUAACUGGCACAAAUCAGACAGCAAUAGUAGAUGCCCUCAUGACUCAUCUAUACACUCAUGCAAGAGACUUUGGCUGUACAGAUAGAUUACCGUUUCAGGAGUCACCUGAGUUUUCCUUGGAAAGUGCUUAUGAAGUAAGGGAGAAGUUUAUGGAGUUGUUCGUCGCUCGUCCUUUACAAUGGCAGUUCAAUAUGCUGCCUGAUGUGAGCAAUGUGUAA